UUCCAUCAACACAAGAUGAGUGGACGAAAGUUUCCAAUGAUUACUUCCAAAAAUGGCAGUUUCCAAAUUGAUGGAAAACAUAUCAAUAUGCAGUGUCCUCCAAAAUCCGGUUCCUACUAUUACAAUUACAAGGGGACCCACUCCAUCGUCUUGAUGGCGUUAGUUGAUGCAAACUACAAGUUUUUAUACAUCGACGUAGGAUGCAAUGGAAGGAUCAGUGAUGGCGGUGUGCUGCGAAAUUCAACUCUUUGGCAGGCACUGACAUCAGAAACCAACAUUCUAAACAUCCCAGAGCCAUGCAGGUUGCCAGGAUCUGAUAUUGUCACACUACAUGUCAUACUUGCCGACGACGCCUUUCCUCUUCACAAGCACAUCAUGAAGCCAUACCCUCAAAGAGGAUUAUCAAGGAAAAAGAGAGCCUACAAUUACAGAUUAAGCCGAGGCCGCCGAGUAGUAGAGAAUGUGUUUGGACAUCUCGCUAACAGAUUCAGAAUCUAUCACUCCAAAAUAAUGUUAGACCCUUCUAAUUGCCAGAAAGUUGUGCUAUGUACAUGUGUACUGCACAAUUACUUAAGGGCAAAUGGGGAGGAAAUGUCAAUGGAAGCAGUAUCCAAGCUUCAGAACUUGGAUAGUUAAGGCAGCAAUAACAGUACAUCAAUUGCUAAAGAUGUUAGAGAAAAAUUUUGUCACUAUGUAAAUGAAGUGACACCUCUUCCAUGGCAAUAUAAUUGGAACGCAAAAAUUUGCUACAGUUAUGAGAUCACUUUCUAAGGAUCUCUCUCAACCCCCACCCCUAAA
Messenger RNA from Anneissia japonica, 798 nucleotides. RefSeq lists its product as uncharacterized. Lineage: Eukaryota; Metazoa; Echinodermata; Crinoidea; Comatulida; Comatulidae. The transcript has a single exon. The coding region runs from base 16 to 636 and encodes 206 amino acids. The record is from RefSeq and is a predicted model, not a curated record.